AUGGAGUUUCAGUGCCUUCCAUUGCUUUUUUCUCUCGGUGUGAUACUGAUGGCAGCUCAGGCUGCCUUACCGCCAGAGAUUUACUGGGAAAGGAUGCUUCCAAACACACCAAUCCCCAAUGCAGUCACACACCUUCCCAAACUUGUUCCACUUGCUAAUCAUCAUCAUCAUGAACACCCAAAAUCAAGUAUAAUUUUAUCAGAAGAAGGAUUUAGGCCAGGCACAAAAUUGGAUGUACAAUUCCCUAAAAGAAAAUAUUUAACCCCAUUAUUACCUCGAGAAAUUGCAGAACACUUACCAUUCUCAUCAAAAAAGCUAAGUGAGAUUUUAGAGAUUUUGGCUGUGAAGCCAAAGUCAGAGAAUGCCAAGAAUGUGGAGAAAACUCUAAAGAUCUGUGAAGAUCCUCCUACAAUUAAUGAUGAAGAAAAACACUGUGCAACUUCAAUAGAAUCCAUGGUAGACUUUGUCAUUUCUAAACUUAGGAAGAAUGUCCAUGUUACUUCUACAAAGGCAGAAAAUGAAAGCAAGUCCAAAAAGUUCAUAGUGAAAGAUGGAGUGAAGAUUUUAGCAGAAGAGAUAAUUGCAUGUCACCCAAUGCAAUACCCAUAUGUUGUCUUUUACUGUCAUAAGUUAUCAAAUAGUAGUGCACAUUUUAUGCCAUUGGAGGGAGAAGAUGGAACUAGGGUUAAAGAUGUAGCAGUAUGCCACAAAGACACAUCAGAAUGGGAUCCAAACCAUAUUGCAUUCCAAGUUCUCAAAGCCAAGCCUGGGACCAUUUCUAUGUGUCAUUUCUUCCCUGAGGGUCAUCUUGUUUGGUAUGCUAAAUAG
Vigna unguiculata (cowpea) is the source of this 828-nucleotide messenger RNA. Its product is annotated as BURP domain protein RD22-like. The record is from RefSeq and is a predicted model, not a curated record. Lineage: Eukaryota; Viridiplantae; Streptophyta; Magnoliopsida; Fabales; Fabaceae.